ACGGCCCAGACCCGGGACCCCCCCCAGCCCGCGCAGCACCCCCCGUUGCUCCACCGGCCUGCCCGCCCGCCCGCAGCCAUGUUCGCCUGUGUCAAGCUCGCCGCCGGGUCCCCCGCCUUGAUGCGCACUGGAUCAAGAAUUCUAUACAGACCAAUUUCUGCAACGGUGUUGUCUAGGCCAGAAGCCAGGACUGGAGAGGGCAACACAACUUUCCUUACUGGUGCUCAGAACACUGGCAGUCAACUAGCACUAAGGGAGUUUCAAACUAGUGCUAUCAGCAGGGACAUUGACACGGCUGCCAAAUUUAUUGGCGCUGGUGCUGCCACAGUAGGAGUGGCUGGUUCAGGUGCUGGUAUUGGAACAGUCUUCGGGAGUUUAAUCAUUGGCUAUGCCAGAAAUCCUUCUCUGAAGCAGCAGCUAUUCUCAUAUGCUAUUCUGGGAUUUGCCCUGUCUGAAGCCAUGGGUCUCUUCUGUCUGAUGGUUGCUUUUUUGAUCUUGUUUGCCAUGUGAAGAGAUCUGUUUGUAACAUUGGCAUUAAUGAACUACAAUGUGAUUCUGUGAACCUGGGUUCGAAAAAUGUUUAUCAUGGAAUGUAUGCUACUUCCAAAGCAGCUUAAUUAAAGAUGGUAACAAGUUUAAACUC
Messenger RNA from Lacerta agilis (Sand lizard), 643 nucleotides. It is a transcript of the gene ATP5MC3, whose product is annotated as ATP synthase membrane subunit c locus 3. Bases 79 to 510 code for a protein of 143 amino acids. The record is from RefSeq and is a predicted model, not a curated record. Gene Ontology annotation, molecular function: proton transmembrane transporter activity. Gene Ontology annotation, biological process: proton motive force-driven ATP synthesis; proton transmembrane transport. The transcript has 4 exons. NCBI's taxonomy places the organism in Eukaryota, Metazoa, Chordata, Lepidosauria, Squamata, Lacertidae.